Molecule: messenger RNA, 1320 nt
Organism: Brassica rapa (field mustard)
Lineage: Eukaryota; Viridiplantae; Streptophyta; Magnoliopsida; Brassicales; Brassicaceae
Source: RefSeq, a predicted model, not a curated record
CAUUACCUGGAAAGCCAGAGCAAAACCCCAAGGAAACAAUGAAGGCAAUCACCCUAAGGAGUGGUAAAGAGUUUCCUCCAAGAGUUCUCACCAAGGAUGGUGAGAAACAAGGUGGGUAGGUGACCAUCAACAUUGAUGAUGAAGUGGUGAUUGUAGAUGAGAAGGUUGAUGAAGAUAUUCUGGAAAAGAUUGUUGAAGCUAAGGGUAAAGGAAAGGUUGGAGAAGAGAACAGGAAAGUGAAACAUGGUGAAAUUGCUACUCCAACAAAGGAAUGCUCUUUUGUUCCUCCUCCCUAGGAGCCAAGGCUACCAUUCCCUGGAAGAUUCAAGAGACAUCUAUUGGAGAAGUACAAGGCACUCUUUGAGAAACAAAUGAGUGAAGUUCAGGUAACAAUGCCCAUAAUUGAUGCUUUUAUGUUGGUCCCUCAGUACAGCAAGUUCUUAAAAGAUGUUGUAGCUGCAAAGAAGAAAGAGAUGGAAGGCAUGAUGAUUCUUACUCAUGAGUGCAGCACCAUUAUCCAGAGGUUAAAUGUUCCAAGGAAGCUAGAGGAUCCAGGAUGUUUCACCUUACCUUGUGCUCUUGGACCCAUGGUGUUUGAGAGGUGUCUAUGCGAUCUUGGAGCUAGUGUCAGCUUGACGCAUUUGUCUAUUGCAAAGAAGCUUGGAUUUACUCAAUACAAGAAGUGUAGACUCUCUUUGGUGUUGGCUGAUAGAUCAGUGAAGAUUCUUGUUGGUAUCCUAGAAGACCUUCUUGUGAUGGUUGGUAACUUUGAGAUCCCUACUGAUUUUGUUACGUUGGAGAUGGGUGAGGAAGCCAAAGACCCUUUGAUCCUUGGAAGACCAUUCUUAGCCACAGCAGGAGCUACUGGGAAUGUCAGAGAAGGAAAUAUUGAUCUUCAUCUUGGAAAAGGAAACAUCCUCCACUUUGACAUCAACGAAGUGAUGAAGAGGCCAACCAUCCAAAACCAAGUUUUCUACAUAGAUGAAAUAGAUGCUCUAGAUGAUGAGCUUCUAGAGGAGUUGGCACUUGAAGACCCUCUAUAACAUGCUUUGACAAUUGAAAGAGAGGUCCAAGUGGUUGAGAACAAGGAAAGUAAUGCCUAUGUGAGGAUGUUGGAUUCUCACAAGGGGAUUGAUGGUGAAGACCAGUACGAGGAGCUUCCACAGAUGGUUCACCAAGAAGUCUCAGUCACUCAACAAGAGGACACCCAGCAAGAUGACUGGAGUGAGCUUAAGGCACCUAAAGUGGAGCUUAAACCUCUUCCCCAUGGUGUAAGGUAUGCAUUCCUUGGUCCUAAUGAAACUUAUCCUGUCAUUGUGA